ACAAAGCUAAAACGAGUUUCCAUUAUUGCAAUUUCAGUGAGAGAAAGUUUUUUAGAGAGAGAAAAAGUAUCAAGCAACUAACCAACAACAAUGGUGGCGGAGAGCUGGAGUGCGACGGCGAAGCGGUGCGACUCGUGCAAAGCGACGGCGGCGACGGUGUUCUGCAAGGCAGACAUGGCGUUCCUGUGCUUAUCCUGCGACUCCAAAAUUCACGCGGCGAAUAAGCUCGCGUCGAGGCACGCGCGCGUGUGGGUAUGCGAGGUGUGCGAGCACGCGCCGGCGAGCGUCACGUGCAAGGCGGACGCCGCCGCACUCUGCGUCACUUGCGACCAGGACAUUCACUCGGCGAACCCUCUAGCUCGGCGCCACGACCGUUUCCCCAUAGUGCCAUUCUAUGAUUCCGCCUCCACCAAGUCUCGUGGUGCGGACGAAAUUAAUCCUCCGCCUCCCGAGACGGAGGAAGAGGCGGAGGCGGAGUCGUGGCUACUACAAGCGCCGAAUAAUAAUGCGCAAGGAAUUGAGUAUAAAUCAGCGGAAUAUUUGUUUAGCGAUGUGGAUCCGUAUGUGGAAAUGGAUAUGAUAACGGAUCAGAAACCGUGUACUGAUAUUCAACUUCAUGUUCAGGAGUAUAAGGAUGAUUGUGUUGUGCCUCAUGUACAGAACAAAAAUGAGAUCCAUUUGCAAGGUCCAGUUGUUAAUGGAUACCCGACAUAUGAAAUGGACUUCUCUGGAUCUAAACCUUUCAUGUACAACUUCAGUUCUCAAUCCAUUAGCCAAAGUGUCUCUUCAUCAUCUAUGGAAGUAGGAGUUGUGCCUGACCAUAACACAAUGGCAGAUGUAUCAAACACAUUUGUGAGAAACUCCUCCACUGAUGGCCUACCAAAUCCACUUUCAAACUUAGACAGAGAAGCAAGAGUGUUAAGGUACAGAGAGAAAAGGAAGAACAGAAAGUUCGAAAAGACGAUACGAUACGCAUCUAGAAAGGCCUAUGCUGAAACUCGACCUAGAAUCAAAGGCAGAUUUGCCAAACGUACGGAGAACGAAGUUGACUCCCUCAUUGCCUCCUCCGACGCUUCAUACGGCGUCGUUCCAUCGUUUUAGUAAUUAUGUAGUAGUAGUAAAUUGAUCUAGUGAAAAGAAAAUGAAACAAAAAAAAUGUGUUUUUUCAUGUUGUUUUGGGUUAAGGAGGAUCAUAAUUAUGUGUACAUAUUAAUUUUGUUGUGAUUUUAUGUUUGAAUGGUAGAAUUUCGCUUUCUGCCUUUUUUGUGUUUUGUAAGGUAAUGAGCUUUUCUUUUUUGGAAGAAAAUUA
Messenger RNA from Nicotiana tabacum (common tobacco), 1309 nucleotides. Its product is annotated as zinc finger protein CONSTANS-LIKE 3-like. Gene Ontology annotation, biological process: regulation of flower development. Gene Ontology annotation, molecular function: DNA-binding transcription factor activity; protein binding; zinc ion binding. Gene Ontology annotation, cellular component: nucleus. NCBI's taxonomy places the organism in Eukaryota, Viridiplantae, Streptophyta, Magnoliopsida, Solanales, Solanaceae. The record is from RefSeq and is a predicted model, not a curated record.